Molecule: messenger RNA, 3557 nt
Organism: Wyeomyia smithii (pitcher-plant mosquito)
Lineage: Eukaryota; Metazoa; Arthropoda; Insecta; Diptera; Culicidae
Gene: ema
Product: protein CLEC16A homolog
Exons: 10
Coding region: 205-3366 (1053 amino acids)
Biological process (GO): endosome to lysosome transport; endosomal transport; regulation of autophagosome maturation
Cellular component (GO): endolysosome membrane; late endosome
Source: RefSeq, a predicted model, not a curated record
UUUCAGUUUUUUUCGUAUGUCAUAAAUUGCAGCUGUCAGAUGCAAAAAAAAUAUUUUUCAUUACCUUCAAAGGUUAUUUUACUAAACGCUUUACACAUAGUAGUUAGCACAGAAUUAACGUUGGCUAUUUAAAAUUGCACACAUACACUUUGUUAAUACAGUGAAAUAAAAAAUAUCUGAAGCAUUAUUUGGUUAGAAUAACAAAUGUUUCGCAGUAGAAGUUGGUUCGGUGGUGGCUGGAAUCGACCUAAAAAUCGACUCUCACUAGAUCACCUGAAAUACCUGUAUAGUGUUCUUGAACGCAAUACCACUGUUUCCGAAAGUAAUCGAGGGUUACUGGUAGAAUCACUACGAUGCAUUGCAGAAAUUCUAAUAUGGGGCGAUCAAAACGAUUCAUCUGUCUUCGAUUUCUUUUUAGAAAAAAAUAUGCUAUCAUAUUUUCUACACAUAAUGCGACAGAAAAGCGGAGGAUCAAGCUUUGUAUGUGUUCAACUGUUACAGACGUUGAAUAUCUUAUUUGAAAAUAUCCGCAAUGAGACCUCUCUUUACUACUUACUCAGCAACAACCUUGUUAAUUCCAUAAUUGUCCAUAAAUUUGACUUCUCCGACGAAGAUGUAAUGGGCUACUACAUCCUGUUUUUGAAAACUCUCAGCUUGAAGUUGAAUACCCAUACGAUACAUUUUUUCUACAAUGAACACACAAAUGAUUUUCCACUGUAUACAGAAGCGAUAAAGUUUUUUAAUCAUCCUGAAUCGAUGGUACGGAUUGCCGUCCGUACCAUUACUUUGAAUGUGUACAAAGUACAAAACUCAAACAUGUUGCAGUUUAUACGGGACAAAACCGCAGCUCCUUACUUCAGUAAUCUGGUAUGGUUUAUCGGCAAGCAUAUAUUGGAACUAGAUGCCUGCGUUCGUCAUGAUAUAGAUCAUCAAUCACAACAUCGUUUAGCAAAUUUGGUAGCGGAACACUUAGACCAUUUGCAUUAUUUAAACGAUAUCCUCUGUCUAGAUAUAGCCGACCUCAACGCGGUUCUAACCGAACAUUUACUCCAUAAGUUAUUCGUUCCACUGUAUAUAUUCUCCUUGACACCGUCACCGCCCAUCUCAAUGGCAUUGGUAACAAGAAACUUGGCGGCUGUGUUAAAUAAGGUGGUCGAUAUUGAUAUUAAAGAAAUGAAUAAUCCUCGUGUAUCAAGUGUUGUAGCACUGUUCCUAUUGUCGCUCGUUUUUCUUGUCGUUACACAUAGACCUUUGAUAAACGCCUUAACGUGGGUCAUUUUAAACGCCGAUCAUACUGUAUUCAAAGAAGGAGCAUCUCGAAUAUUGAAUGCCUACAUCGAUAAUCGUGAAGUUGUUGCGCUUGGAUUCGUUCAACCGGUUGAAAGUCUUGAGAAAGCACUGGAAAGUUCAGCUGCAUCUUCAAGCUCAUCUAAUUAUGAUCAAAGUGUGGAUGAUGCUAAUAGUAGUAGCAGUACAUCGACCACCAAUGAGCCGCCAGUAUCUGAUUCUCCAAGUCCUCCUACAUUAUCAGAUGAAAUGGAAAAAGUGAAUAUUACAGACGAAGAAAAGGAAAAGCUACUUUUAAACGCAUAUCGAACCCCAGAAUUCAACAGGCCUUUCUUAGAUAUGGUAUUAUCAUCAUUGGAUUGCGCAGAAAAUGACUAUCUAGCUUUGCUUGCACUCUGUCUGCUGUAUGCAUUAGCAAACAACAAAGGUGUGAAUGCCGAAUGGUUAGAUAUUGUGUUGAACAGAUCGUCCCCAAGCGGAUGCUCCAAGUACAAUAUAAUUUUGCUCGAAAAACUGCUUCAAAUCAUCACUCUCUCCAAUCAGCCAUCCUGUCGUAUUCGUUUGGUUACUAUUGAGUUAACGUUGAAACUAUUUAGUCAAAUUAUCGGAGUUGGUACCACCAACAUUAAUAUUUGUGAACAACACAGAAACGCUUUAUUUUCUGCUCGAAAUCAGAGUAUGACAGUUUUGAGAAAUUUUUACAAAUCUGAGGAUAUUUUUCUGGAUCUUUUUGAGGAUGAGUACAACGAAAUGGUGAAAAGUUCAUUGAAUGUAGAGUUCCUAUGCAACGAUUCAACUAUUUUGCUACCUCCAACGGGGACGCCUCUAACGGGUAUAGGCUUCACCCGGCGUUUACCAUGUGGUGAAGUAGAAAAGGCACGACGGGCGAUUCGAGUGUUUUUCUUACUUAGACGAACGUGUCAAAGUAUUACGGGUGAGCGAGAAAUGUUACUCCCUCUUACCAACCUAAGUCAAUGCGUUCAGGUGGAAAAUGCACUAGAUUUGAACAAUAGUGACCUAAUAGCUUGCACUGUGGUGAUGCGCGAUGGUACCAAAUAUCGUCGUUUUCUGGUAAUGGAUAUUCUUCAACUUAUUCUAGUUGAACCCGAUAGUAAACGGUUAGGAUGGGGCGUUGCCAAAUUUGUCGGUUUUUUGCAAGAUGUUGAAGUAAAUGGUGAUAAAGAAGACUCCAGAAGUUUACAUCUAACCAUUCAUCGAGGUGGAGUUACAAACAACCGUACUCCUAUUUUAUCAGCAAAGUUUACGUUUGACGAUCAUAUUCGUUGCAUGGCUGCAAAACAACGUUUAACUAAAGGGCGCAGCAAAGCACGCCAGAAAAAAAUGUUUCAAAUCGCUCAACUGUUGGAAAUUCCUGGUCAAUUGAAUGAUCCAUCGUUUCCUUUUCUUGCCACUGCUGGACCAUCGAUGCCGCGAUCUCUCCUGAGAUCAACUGCUGGACGACAACCAAGGGAGCAUCGCCCUCUCUUCUCAACUUCAAAUCGAGUGCCCGGUUUGGCAACAGCCCUUAGACGAGAAAGUAUGCCUUCAGGAAGUGUGAGUCGAGUACAGAUUAAUUCCAGUCGUUCCAUCGACGGUGAAACCAAUGGGGCCCGCAGAAAAACUAAUCAUCCAUCGCGCCGAGAAAGUAGUCAACCAAUAACUGUCACCACAACAAAACCACGCGAUGCUUCCCAUAAUCGAUCGAGCACUCCAAGAUCGCGUGAAUCCAGCCCUCGCGUUCCAAGACCGCGUUCGGAGGAAAUUCCUUUAGAAGAUUUUCGUAAUUCUCAAAAUUCCAGUCCAGUCUCGCGCGGUUCAUCGAAUGCAGCUUCUCGCUCCCAUACACCAUCGCGUUUAGGUGUUGAACCAGCAUUUUCUAUGACGUCAACCAAUAAUGGACAAAAUAGCGGAAAUAUCAACGUCGCUUCAAAAGAACCUGUUAUUCCCUCGGUGAUAGCUUCGAAUUCAAAUCCAGCAUCCAUUUCUAUUCCUGCCGAACUGAGCCCCACUUCGGAGGAAACUUCUUUUAUAGCAAACGAAGAGCGACAAAAGAAACGAGGGGCUAUCGAGACCGUUUAACCUUUGCCGCAUCUUCAUAUCUUUAAUUGCUUCACCAAAUCAGCUAUCGUUUUAUUUUAGGAUCACAAGAAAUUUUAUGUUCUGGUUGCAGAUUAGAAUUUAUGUAGUGAAAUAAUCGUGAUGUUUUUUUUUUCAUCUAUAGUUUAUUUGACACGGCACAAAUACAACCCAAUGUUUAACGGCGCCAAUUA